Brenthis ino (lesser marbled fritillary) is the source of this 543-nucleotide messenger RNA. NCBI's taxonomy places the organism in Eukaryota, Metazoa, Arthropoda, Insecta, Lepidoptera, Nymphalidae. The record is from the annotation of a GenBank genome assembly.
AUGGGUCUGCUAAGUAUUCUUAGGAAAUUGCGUUCUGGUUCUGAGAGGGAGUUACGUUUGUUGUUGCUUGGCUUGGACAAUGCGGGUAAAACUACGCUAUUGAGACAGUUAGCUGCGGAAGAUAUAUCUCAUGUCACUCCGACCGCCGGCUUUAAUAUAAAAUCAGUUUUAUCUAAUGGCUUUAAGUUGAAUGUAUGGGAUAUUGGUGGACAGAGAAAGAUAAGGCCAUACUGGAGAAAUUAUUUUGAGAAUACUGAUAUUUUGAUCUAUGUAGUAGAUUGUUCUGAUCAUCAUAGACUCGAAGAAACAAGCUUGGAACUGGCAGAACUCUUGCAAGAUGAUAAAUUACGUUCUGUUCCCUUAUUGGUAUAUGCAAAUAAACAGGAUUUAGCUGCAGCAUUACCAGCUAGUGAAGUGGCUCAGCAUCUUGGUCUACAUUUAAUUAGAGAUCGCACUUGGCAGAUACAAGCCUGUGUUGCAACAGAUGGGACGGGGGUAAAGGAAGGAAUGGAGUGGGUCUGCAAGAACAUUUCAGCUAAAAAG